Molecule: messenger RNA, 2355 nt
Organism: Didymodactylos carnosus
Lineage: Eukaryota; Metazoa; Rotifera; Eurotatoria; Philodinida; Philodinidae
Source: the annotation of a GenBank genome assembly
AUGGUGAUGGCGUCUUUAUCAACAAUUGCUGAUGAUUCGUCAUCAAAUCAUAUUCAAACAUCGCCAAUUGGUAAACGUCCACAAAAUAGUAGUGUAUUAGUUGUCGGAGCCGGUGGCAUUGGCUGUGAAUUAUUAAAAUCACUAGCUUUAUGUCAUUUUAAUACAAUCGGUGUUAUUGAUUUGGAUACUAUUGAGGUAUCAAAUUUAAAUCGUCAAUUUUUAUUUCAUAAAGAACACGUUGGUCAAUCGAAAGCACAAGUGGCAUGUGAAACUAUCAAAAAACUAUGUCCACAUAUUCAAAUAGAACCGUAUCAUGGCGAUGUUAUCACGGAUGCUAGAUUUGAUUUAAAUUUUUAUAAAAAAUACGAUCUUAUCAUAAAUGCAUUAGACAAUGUUCAAGCGAGACAACAUGUGAACCGUAUGUGUUUACAGUCUUCAAAGCCAUUGAUUGACAGUGGAUCAACUGGUUACAAUGGUCAAGCAACAAUUAUAUUGAAAGGCCGUAGUCAGUGUUAUGAUUGUGUUGAAAAACCAAAACAACAACGAACUUAUGCCGUAUGCACAAUUCGAAAUACUCCAUCUCAACCUAUUCAUUGCAUCGUAUGGGCAAAAUAUUUAUAUCAACAACUAUUUGGCGAUAAUGAUGAUCCAAAUCAAGAAGAUGUAACACCUGACCAAGAUGACCCAGAAAAUCUUAUCGAAAAACCAACAACCAACGGAAAUGGUGAUCAACAUUCGGAACAUUUUGAAUCAAAUCAAUUACAACCAUCACAUCGUUUAUCUACUCGUGAUUGGAUUCGUACAAAUGAUUUUGAUGCACAAAAAAUAUUUAAUAAAUUAUACAAUGAUGAUAUUAAAUAUUUGGCAUCGAUGAAAAAUUUAUGGGAAAAACGUCGUCAACCAAUACCAUUGAAUUAUGAUCAAGCAAUACAAUUAAAUGAAGAUGAUUACGAUAAACAAGCAACAACAACAAUAACAACAAUGUCAAAUACGUCAACGAUACCAAAACUGAAUGAUCAAAAAAUUUGCGCAAUUAGUGAUUAUGUCCAAAUGUUUUGUCAUAGUAUUCAAGAACUAAGAAAACGUUUUAUUCUACAACAACAGUUAGCGUCAUCGGAUUCAACUGGUUCCGAGCCGAAAUAUUUAAUUUGGGACAAAAAUGAUGAUGCCGAUCUUCGUUUUGUUACAUCAGCUUCUAAUCUUCGUGCAUAUAUUUUUGGUAUCGUACUCACAUCUAAAUUCGAUGUUAAAUCAAUGGCCGGUAAUAUUAUACCGGCUGUAGCAACAACAAAUGCGAUUGUUGCUGGUAUCACCGUUUUGCAAGCAACAAAAAUUUUAGCUACAUUAACCACAGAUCAUCAUUUAACAUCAAUUCAACAUUUAUCAAAUGUUUUUGUUUCAACUGAUCGUUCAUCGGGUGCAAUUAUUCAACGAAUACCAUUAGAAGAACCAAAUGAACAAUGUUUACAAUGUAAUGAGCAAGAACGACCAGUGCGUGUACGUUUAAAUAUGUCAUUGUUUACACUACGAUCUUUAGAAGAAAAAUUAAUUAGAAAACAUUUAAAAAUGUCCAGACCAGAUGUGUUUAUAUCUGAUGGACGAAUAUUAAUAUCAGCGGAUGAUGAUAAUGAUGACAAUGAGGAUGAUAAGAAUGAAGUCAAAUCAAAAACAUUAGACAAAUUCAAAUUAUUAAAUGGAACAAUAUUAACAUGUGAAGAAGAAGAUGAAAAUGAGAUAAAAUUUAAAAUAAAAUUAAUGUUAGAACAUUCUGAUGCAAUAACGGAUAAAGACGAUUAUGUAGUUGUUGAUGAUCAAGUAAUCAGAGAAAUUGAACAAAUUCAUCAGCAACAACAACAACAACAGCCCACUAAAAAACGAAAAUUAUCUGAACAGAAUGACGAUGAUGUGCUUCCAUUAGAAGACCAAGGAGAAAUAAUUAAAAAAACAAAACGUUUAUCAGAAUCGAACAAACAUAACGGAACAACAACAGAUGAAACAGAUUAUCGUCCACCAACAACAGAAUUUGUUAUCAUUGUCGAUGAUGAAGAUAAGAGUAGUGAGGAAACAAAAACAACAAAUGGUGAAUUAUAUUUAAAACAUAAGGAUGGAAAUGAAAAUGAAAAUGAAAAAAAUUAUGAAAUUAUGAAUAAAAAAAUGAUGAAAAUGAAACAUUAUAAAAGUGAAAAUGGUAUGGGUGAUAGUAGUAGUUCAUAUGUCGUAUUAGACGAUGAUUCUGUGAUAACAACGGAAAACAAUACUGAUGAUGAUAAUGAUGUUGAUGAUGUUGAUGAAGAUGAUGAUGAUGACGAUGAUGAUGAUGGUGAUGAAUAUUGUAUCGAUAUAUCGGAUGAUUAA